This is a messenger RNA of Numida meleagris (helmeted guineafowl), 3221 nucleotides long. It is a transcript of the gene C5H2orf76, whose product is annotated as chromosome 5 C2orf76 homolog. The transcript has 6 exons. The record is from RefSeq and is a predicted model, not a curated record. Bases 113 to 493 code for a protein of 126 amino acids. NCBI's taxonomy places the organism in Eukaryota, Metazoa, Chordata, Aves, Galliformes, Numididae.
GGAAGUGUAUCGCUUGUCGGAUGUGAUUGGUGAGAAUGUGCAAGGGGGCGGGGCGGAGGGAGAAACCCGGAAGUAACGGCUGCGGCCUUGCGGUUGUUUAAAAUUAAUUCUCAUGUCAGCAGAAGGCUCAACCAUCACAGUUCGCCUUGUUCGCUCCUUUGAGCACCGGAAUUUCAGGCCUGUGGUUUAUCAUGGAGUUGACUUGGAUCAGACAGUGAAGCAGUUCAUAGCUUUUGUGCAGAAGGAUGUGCCUUCAAGAACAGGACUUCCUCCACCUUUUAAAACUUACAAGUAUGAUACGAUGAAGAUUAUUCACCAAGCUCACAAAUCUAAGACUGGUGAUCUAGUAGUGAGUUUGGAAGACGAUGACAAACUGAUUUUGAGAGAAGACAGAACGCUGAAAGCAGCUGGAGUAGCAAAUGAGACCGAAUUAGCAUUCUUCUGUGAGGAAGAUUACAGAAACUACAAAGCUAAUCCUGUUUCGGCCUGGUGAAGAUCCCAAGAGAUUGUUUUGUUUUCCCAUAGUUGUUGUAAAUCUUCCUUGCCCUGCUUAAUGACUUUUUCUUUAAAAGAUCAAUAAAUCCUUGAGGAUUGCUUUGCAAACAGUGCAAUUCCCUUCCUAUAGAAAUUAAUUUCUGCCAAUAUGCUGAGACUGAGAGAGGGAAGGCUGGGGGGCGUGCAUGGUUUUUUUUUUUUUCCCCCUUCCUCUCACAUUUCUUUUCUCUUUGCUUGCCUUUCACAAUGGAGGCAGUGCAAACACUCUGACCUGUGGCACACAUUCUCGGUAUGAUCCCGGGGUAUUAUGUCAGCUUCGUAUUGAGAUUAUACACCACACAGCAAAAACCCCUCUCAGUAGUAACUUCUAAUGAGAAUGGAAACUUUUUGUGACUGUUUUAGAGAGCUUGACAAGAGAAUCUCUGUUUCAAGUAACAGAUUUACUCCAAUCACUUUGUUUGGGCUCUUUUGUUUGAAUGGUGCAGACUGGCAAGCGUUUCGGGCUCUCUGCUGGUGAAAGCUUUCCUUUAUACUUUCUCCCAGCCCUCUAUUAGCAUGCUGAAACAGAAAAUGACUGUUUAGAGGCUUUUGUGUUCCAGGACCAGCUUGCUUGUUACUACGUCACUUCACAGGGACACCUUCUCAUAUAAGGGAGCAACCUGAGUUGUGCCAGGGCUGCGCUAUGCAGAAAUAGCAGUUGGGCAUUGUUCCAAGUAGCCUCAAGGAUCAGGGUUUCAGUUUUAAGAAUAAAAAUCCCAAUGAUUGCAUUUUUGCAAGGAGAGGCCCAGCCUGCACAACAGAUGUCUGUAAGACCAGCAUUGAUUCUUCCCUGCUUUCGAAGCACCAAAUGCUCUGUUACUAUCUGUUUGUUCUUGGUAAUUCCAGACUUUCCUGGAAUUAGCCAAAUUAAGAACAAGAAAACACAGUCAUGCAUCUAGUUUCGGUAGACAGUUAUGAAACUGCUUUCUAGGGGUUUGCCAAGAUGGGACUGUGUCUUUAAGCCUCUCUUCACUGAAAUAGAAGUGAUUCUGGCUCUCUGCCUUUGCUCUGCUGAAUCAAAUGAGACCUUGUGCAAUUGCUUUAGACCCAUACAUCUACCCUCAGUUCUGGGUCAGAACUGACAACACCAUUUCCCCUAGAGAAGCUUACAGUUUCCUAGAACUUUGAUGGUUUUUUUAUUGAUGUGAUGGUGAAUGCAGAUGUAUGAUUUCUAAAGCUUCUAAAUAAAAGUUCAUUUUUGCUUUAUAUGUAGGGCCAGUGCAUUGUUCCCACCUCAUUUUCUUCAUCCUUCCUGACAACUCUGUGGCUUAGACUGGAGACCUUUCAGGUAGCUGCUAUUACUUACUGUAAAGCAAUGGAAAGUACAACAUGACAGCAGAGCAGCAAGAUCCCAGACCACAGCAAGUGAGACUCCACUCAGACAUGACAGCAGUGGGCACAGAAAAUAAGAGAAAGAAGCUGCUUACCUUCAGAAGGCCUGUAAGGUCCUCAGGUAGGCAGGGAUCUCCAGACAACAAGCCCUUGCCUUCUCUCCUACCAACACUUAAAUGAAGUCUGGGAAGUCAGGAGCGAGGAUCCACCCCUUCUGGUCACUCAGGUUCAUUGCUUGCACCUGAGCUCCCCUGGGUUGGCCCUGCCCUCCCACCAGGUGCUCAUCACUGGUUCAAGCCGUGACUUAGUAUUUCCACUAGACUUACCAAGAGCUUUGCUUCAAACAGUGUUAUUCUCUUGUGAAGGAGGUCUGCCAUGUUACCAUCUGCUAUUAAAAAGGAGAUUGUAUCUUUAUCUUAUAAGCAGACCUAUAUCACUGUGUUCUCUUGGCAUUUAAAUGUUGAUGUGCGUGCUCCGAUGAAUUUAUGGAGAGGGUUUAACGCAUCUCUCCUCUUUCAGUCCAGGCCUCCUUUCUCUUGCUGGUCCCUGCUCCCCUAAUGAGUUUUGUUCUGCCAGAUUUACAACACUGACUGUAGCUGUGUGGGAAGUAGAUGGCAUACCAGAGAGAGCAGUGUCUUGGACUGUCCUACCAGGGCAUCUCGAUGAUGGCUUUCAGCACGCACAGGCUCUUUGACCAAAGAUUGCUACUGCUCUUCUUCUGUUGUGGGAAUUUUAAUUUGGUCUCCAACCCUUUCGGACAAAUUUGGAUUGGUUUUGUGAUCCCUUCUCUUUAAGGCAUUGAUGUUUGAAAGUUACCAAAUGCCAGCGUCCUUUCUGUAGUUACAGCCACAGUUACAGGAGUUCAGUGUGACACUGAGUGUGUUGCAGUGAAAGAGCAAUUCUACAACAUCAGUAAGAAAACUGUAAAUGUUUUAAUGCAAACGAAUAAUUGUGUCUGUCACUCUAGAUAAGUUUCUUUUUCCAAGGGAAGAGUUAAAGCAGUGCUCUGUGAGCUCUGUUCUCUCUGGCAGUGGCACUUCACUGGCUCCUUUCUGCAGAAGCACAGUAGAGCCUUUUGUAAUGCUCUCAAUGACCAUACUUGUAAACUGGAAUCUUCCUGAAGUGAGUUUCUACUUUUUUUUAAUAAUGCUUCUUACGAAACAAACAAAACCAAAAUACCCUCAAGCCACCACAAAACCAUAGAUAACAGAGAAAGAUGGAUUCUGUUGUAACACUUUGGGUGGGAUAUGGUAUAGCAGCAGUUCGUGUCCUUGUUUCAAAAUGGGUUUCAUUCCAAGAUUGUUGUACACUUAAUGAAAUCUGGGAACACUGGCUAAUAAAUUACUAAAGACUGA